Mytilus trossulus (common blue mussel) is the source of this 1765-nucleotide messenger RNA. Its product is annotated as calcium/calmodulin-dependent protein kinase type IV-like. The transcript is spliced from 12 exons. The record is from RefSeq and is a predicted model, not a curated record. NCBI's taxonomy places the organism in Eukaryota, Metazoa, Mollusca, Bivalvia, Mytilida, Mytilidae. Gene Ontology annotation, biological process: protein phosphorylation. Gene Ontology annotation, molecular function: calcium/calmodulin-dependent protein kinase activity; ATP binding; calmodulin binding. Bases 53 to 1039 code for a protein of 328 amino acids.
UAUUCAAGUGAUUAUCGUGUUGACAAGGAAGCUUUCUGAAUUUCCGAUAAAAAUGCCAGAACAAAGACAAGACUAUUGGAUAGCAGAAAGUAUCAAAGAAGAAUCGUUUGAGAAAAAAUAUGAAAUUCUGACAGAAUUGGGAAAAGGAGCUACUUCUGUAGUACACAAGUGUAUUGAUAAAGGAACAAGCAAGGCAUGGGCUGUGAAAAUACUUACCAAACGGGCUAACUUGAAAAUAAUCAAUGCAGAAAUUGGUGUUUUAUUGAAAUUAGAUCAUCCAAAUGUGAUUAGACUUAAAGAAAUAUUUGAAACACCACAACACAUUUAUUUGGUGUUAGAGCUAGUGACAGGAGGUGAACUGUUUGAAAGGAUAGUGACAAGAGGUAACUACUCUGAAAAAGAUGCAGCUGCUGCUGUAAAACAGAUACUUAUUGCUGUACAAUAUCUUCAUCAGAAUGGAGUUGUGCACAGAGAUUUGAAGCCGGAAAACUUAUUAUAUGAAGAUCUCACAGAAAACUCAGCUCUCAAAAUUGCUGAUUUUGGAUUAUCUAAAAUAUUGGACCAUGAAGUACAGAUGAAUACAGUUUGUGGAACGCCAGGUUACGGUGCACCGGAAUUACUGACUGGAAAAACAUAUACACCAGCAGUAGACAUUUGGAGUUGUGGAGUAAUUAUCUACAUUUUGCUAUGUGGUUAUAGACCAUUUUAUGGAGAUUCCGACAGAGAGAUAUACAAACAAAUACUGAAAGGAGAAUACCAUUUUUAUUCACCAUUCUGGGACAGUAUUUCAUGGAAUGCUAAGGAUUUAAUAAGCAAAAUGCUACAACUUGAUCCUACGAAAAGAAUAACAGUAGAUCAAGCAUUACAACAUCCAUGGGUCAAAGGGUCAGCAGCUAAGAAUGAACAUAUGGCUGAAGCUCAGAAUAAGAUAAAAGAAUUCAAUGCAGACAGAAAGAUGAGGACAACUAUGGAUGUAACUUUAUUAGCUGCUCGAGUCGGACGUGUACAAGAACUCCUUGGUUCAAUUAGUGAUAUUUGACUUAUCCUUUUGACAAAGACUAUGAUUUGUCAAUUUAUACAUAUUUCUAAGAAGCUGUUUAUUAUGUAAGAUCUGCUAAAUUGUACUAAUUGACUGCAUUUUGUAUAUUAGCAUAAACUAGAGUACAUGUCCUGAUGUCCCAUAAGGAUACCUAAUUACAAUAUGGUUAAAUAAAUGACAUUUUGAUGAAGAAAGUUAAUAAUGAUCAAUAAUGCCAAUAUAUUCUUAAAUAUUUCAUCAUUGGUUUCAAGAUUUAUAGCUAAUGUAACCACUUUCAAAUUGAUCGAAGACGUCUUAUGUAAAUUGAAGAUCUGAUAAAUUUGCCCUUCUUUUACCUACACUGUCAUAUCUUUUAUAGAGUGAUUAUUGUUGAAGUGUUUUUUCUCCUCUAGGGUCUGAUUUUCACAAAGAAUAUUUGCAAAGAAUUUUUUGCCAAACCAUGACUGGGCAAUAUAGUCCUUGACGUUAGAUCAUGUAUUGGCUGAUUUUGUUUGCAACUGCUGCACACAUUUUACAAAGAGUCCAAAAAAUUACAACAAAUGUGUAUGGUUUUCGUUGUCGUAUAUGUCUUUUCAAAUCUUUUACGGAAAUACGUUUUUGGAUUACUACAUACUUAUAUUGCAUUAAUAUUUAUACUUCUACAUAUUAUUUUUGUUUGAAAUGUAAAAUAUUAAUACAUAAGCUUUUUUAUACAGAAGUGUUCCUUUGUCAGUUAUAAUUGACUGU